Molecule: messenger RNA, 1576 nt
Organism: Brassica napus (rape)
Lineage: Eukaryota; Viridiplantae; Streptophyta; Magnoliopsida; Brassicales; Brassicaceae
Product: polypyrimidine tract-binding protein homolog 1
Exons: 10
Coding region: 128-1171 (347 amino acids)
Biological process (GO): regulation of RNA splicing
Cellular component (GO): nucleus
Molecular function (GO): mRNA binding
Source: RefSeq, a predicted model, not a curated record
AUGAUUCGUAAAUUACUGAAGUUUUGGGGGACCAACUUGAAAAAUAGCCUGAGAUUUGAGGUUCCGUAUAGAUUCCGAUCACAACUAAAAGCUCAGAGAAGAGGGAAUCGUUUUAACCGAAGAAGAGAUGUCGAGCUCACAGUUUCGGUAUACGCAGACGCCGUCGAAGGUGGUGCACCUGCGGAAUCUGCCGUGGGAAUGCGUGGAAGAGGAGCUCAUCGAACUAUGCAAACGAUUCGGCAAGAUCGUCAAUACCAAGACCAAUGUCGGCGCCAAUCGCAACCAAGCCUUCGUCGAAUUUGCUGAGUUGAAUCAGGCUAUAUCGAUGGUUUCGUAUUAUGCUUCAUCUUCGGAGCCUGCGCAGAUUCGCGGGAAAACUGUUUAUAUACAGUACUCUAAUCGCCAUGAAAUUGUGAACAAUCAGAGUCCUGGAGAUGUCCCUGGGAAUGUACUCUUGGUUACCUUUGAAGGAGUUGAAUCUCACCAUGUCAGCAUCGAUGUUAUCCAUCUGGUGUUUUCUGCUUUUGGAUUCGUUCACAAAAUCGCCACUUUUGAGAAAGCUGCGGGUUUCCAGGCACUAGUUCAAUUCACUGAUGUGGAGACUGCUUCAGCGGCAAGGAGUGCGCUAGAUGGCAGAAGUAUACCCAAAUAUCUACUUCCAGACCACGUUGCCUCUUGCAAUUUGCGAAUGUCUUAUUCAGCUCAUACUGAUCUAAACAUCAAGUUUCAGUCCCAUCGUAGCAGGGAUUACACAAAUCCAUACCUUCCAGUGAAUCAUACCGCAAUGGACGGGUCUAUGCAGCCUGCUUUGGGUGCUGAUGGAAAGAAGGUAGAAAGUCAGAGCAAUGUCCUACUUGCUUUGAUUGAGAAUAUGCAGUAUGCUGUCACCGUGGAUGUUCUUCACACGGUGUUUUCAGCGUAUGGGACUGUCCAGAAGAUUGCUAUAUUUGAGAAGAAUGGUUCAACACAAGCCUUAAUUCAAUACUCUGAUAUAGCAACGGCGGCAAUAGCGAAAGAAGCAUUGGAAGGGCACUGCAUAUAUGACGGUGGCUACUGUAAGCUUCGACUAUCAUACUCUCGUCAUACUGAUCUCAAUGUAAAGGUACAUAAGAUUGGUUGCUUUCUUGAGUUGCUUACCCACAAAAAAAAAACGUGUUGGGAAAGAGAUUAAUAACUGAUGCCUGCAAGAACCGCUUUUAGCGACAAAAGCAGAGACUACACACUACCUGAUCUGAGCCUACUCGUGGGCCAAAAUGUUCCCGGAGUGGCUGAAGCUUCAGCGCCAACAGCUGGUUGGCAGAAUGGGCAGGUGCAAACUCAAUACGCAGGUUAUCACGCAGGGGCUUCACCUUCUUCUGGUCAUCCUCCUUACUAUGGUUGAUCCAUAUAUUUGUUUUCUACAUAAUUUACGGGUUUACUGUCAGUCUAAAGACCGAACUGGGAGUUUAUAUGUCUUAGGUUUCACGAGUUUGUUAUGUUUCAGUUAAAAGUGUGUGAUUGUUCUUGUUUUUUUGUUGGUUUAAUAGACAUUAAGUGGGGGAAACAGUAAUAAAAUCAGAACGUGCUUCAAGCGCCA